Molecule: messenger RNA, 1375 nt
Organism: Pelagomonas calceolata
Lineage: Eukaryota; Pelagophyceae; Pelagomonadales; Pelagomonadaceae
Source: the annotation of a GenBank genome assembly
AUGCUGCGCUCGGCGCUGAGGCGACAACCCCUCAGGCGCCGGCGGCCACCCAUCAGCCUACCGCUGCUCAGAGCGUCUUCCUCAAACGCCGCGACCGCGCGGGACGCCCAGCUCGAAGAAGCCACAAAAUUCGUCAUACAAGUCGGCGCCGUGCGAGAGGGCAAGACUUAUUCCCAGGACGUGGCGGAGGGCGUCGUCGCAGCAUUAGCGGACCCCUCGUCAGGAGUACCGUUAUCAGCCCUCCUCCCGACCUUAAAACAGCUCGCCGGCGCCUACGAGAUCGGCGAGGACAACGGGUUAGAUGCGUUAGCGGCAGCUGUGGAAAAAGAGGUAAACGAACGCGCGGGAAAACAGCUCGUCCACUGCUCGGUCAAAGCUGGAAGUGCAUCCUUCGACGUGAGCGCCUACGAGGGCACGUCGCUCUACGACGUCGUUCGAAGAGGUGAAGACGACGGCGCGCGCGCUUUACAGAGUUAUCUCGAGUGCGCGUGCUCCGGCGUCAUGGCCUGCAGCACGUGCCACGUCUACGUCGCUCCCGAGUGGUUCUCGAGGGUCGGCGAGCCCUGCGAGGCGGAAUUAGAUAUGCUGGACCUGGCGCACGAGCCGCGCGAGAACUCGAGGUUGGGGUGCCAGCUGGUGUUCACGCCCGACUUGGACGGGCUGGAGCUGGAAGUGCCGGACGGGGCGAACAAUUUGAUGGACCACAUUCCCUUUGAAGAUCGGGGGUGACGACGCUUGUGUAAAGUUUCUUGUUUGUGAUCGCGGUCGCGGCGUCGCGGCGGCACCAGGUCGCGGCGGUCGCUUCGACGAGGCGUCGGGACGCGUGCCAGGCUCUCGCCGCACGUAUCGACGGCGGGCGUCGAGACCUGAGUUUGAUGCCAGCAUGCAGGUCAUCGAGUUUGAGGCCGCUAAACGCGUGGAUUUUCGCAUCGAUAAUGGCGCUCUCCAGGGCGAUGAGGGUCCUGACGUGCCUCGCACUCGCGUCAGGCUUCGCGCCGCCGGCGCCGGUCGCCGUGAGGCGACAAACUAAGCAAUUGAUGAAAAAGCCCUCGCCGGUAGCAAGCGGCGUCCGGUAGUAAGCCGUCGCGGCGAUGGCGUCGCGGCGGGAGUAGUUCUCAGCACGCCGUCGCGGCGACGCAUCGAUCGAAGGACGCUUUGAAAAGACGCGCCACCCGCGCAGGCCCUCGAGACGGGUCCCCUGCCGGGCCUCUCGGAGACGAACUACAAGGUCCUCGCCGGCGUGACCGCGCUAGGCGUGGCGGCGCCGGCGCUCCUCUUCGUGAGCAACGUCGUCCUGCCGGAGAUGACCAAGUGCAAGCCCGUGCAUACGCCCUCGUGCCCUUCGGCGCAGACGGGGUCCAGUCGAAGGCGCUGA